AUGGGCAAGACGAGAAAGCCCCACGCGGCGACGGGGGGCAGGCCCUGGUGGAGAGAAGGCUCCUGGCGAAAGGAAAGCCACUCCUGGGACCGGGAGGAGACCAGGGGAACAGGACCCGAGCAUGGCAAGGAUAAGGAGCGUCAGACUGAAAGCCGCUUCUCCAUGCCUCCGGCUCGAAAGAAACGCGUGGUGGAGACGCAGGAGGUGAGGAAGCUGGGCCGUCGGAGGAGGCCGAAGCGUCCAAGGGAGGAGGACGCCAGCGAGUAUGUUGAGGUGUUUGUUGAUGAGACGGACGAGUGGGCAUGGGCUGACGAGAAGCGCGAGGAGGAGAAGCCACUGGAAGAGCCGGAGGGGUAUGCCGACCAGGAGCCACAGGAGGCCGCAAUGCCAUCCACAUCAGGUGGCUCAGGAGUCAGCAGCAGCAGCCCGACCCUCGCGGCAAAGCUCAGGCCGACUCCCAAGUUACGGGGGAAGCCGCAGAGCGCACCGGCGCUGAGGUCCUCGGCUCCGGUGCCUUCCUCGGCGCCCAGCAAAGCGAGGCGGCUGGAGGAGGCGCAAAGUCCAAGCGAAACGGUGCCACCGCGCCGCAGCAGCGACACGCAGGUGCCAUCAAGCAAGCCGCCAGUCUCUGUUGGAAAGCCGCCGCCUCUGCCGCCCAAGCAGGUGCCCCGAAAUCUCUGGCGCAUGGCGCGGAAUCCUGUCGCUGCCCGCACAGUGCAGCCCUCGCUGGAGGCGAAAAGGUUAAGAAGGCAGCAGCUGCAGCAACGAGGCUUAGAAGAGAGAAGAGCCAAGGAGAAGGCCCAAAGGCAGGCCCAACAGAAGAAUGACAACGGUGACGGAAAGCAGCACAACGGCUGGAGAGAAUGGAAGGAGAAGGAUUGGAACGACCGGAAAAGAACGGACAGGUGGAAGGACUGGAAAGACUGGGUGGAACAAGAGGAUGGGCAACAGCGCAGCCAAGAAAAUUGGAGGAGCUGGAAGGAGUGGGCCGACCGAGAGCAAGCAGAGGAGGAUGGGCAAGCGAAGUCCGGUGUCAAGCGAAAGCCGGCCUCCGCGCCAGGGGCCGGUUCAAGGAUGCCACAGCCACAGCGCCCGAAGUGUCUGCCGAAGCCGAAGACAAAGGCCGAGCCAAGGUCCCAUUCGACUGCGGAGGAGUCCAAGUCCGACUCUGUGUGGGGCCUCCUACAGGUCCCCCCGGAGGAAGAAGCAGAGGAGGAGCCAGCCGGAGAUGAAGCCGAGCUCGAGCAGCAGCGUCAGAAGGUCAAGGAAGAGCAGGCUGUUCAGGAAGAUCCCCCAAAGGCCAAGGAGGAGGCGGAUGAGAGCAAGCUCGAGGAGAAGCAGGAAAAGAGGGAAGAUGUGAAGGAGGCCGAGGAGGCUGCAGAGAAGCCGGCCGAGCCAGCUUCGUCCAAGGAGGACAUCAGCAAAGAAGAGCCAACAGCCGAUGAAGCCCCGUGCCAGGAGGAGAUGGAAAAGAAAGUGCAAGCUGCAGAGAAGCCCGGCGAUCCUUCGUGGUCCAAGGACGAGGAUGUGGACUCUAACGCAGACGACUGGGGGGACUGGACUGAGGGAGGCUUCGCUGGGAGCCCCGCUGCCAAGGAAACCGUCCCCGAGGGCUUCACGGACCUUGAUUGGCGGUGUCGGCUCUGCAACACGAUUAACAACGCGGAUCGCAGCACCUGCAGUGGUUGUGGAGCCGUCCGCUUUGCGGGAGUUGAUCGGUCGAGGCCGAUAGAAGAGCAGUUCAAGCCACUUCACGAGGAGCGCGAGAGCCCUCCGAGGCCACGCUGGAGCCAUCCGCCGGACCUUUGGUUAGCCAGGGUGAAGAACAUCCCGGCGAGCUACGACGAGCCGAUGAUCCGAGAAUUGCUGAAUGGGUACGGCCUGUCAAAGGACCAGUCGUUGAAGCUUGCUCGGCCAAGUUCCGGAGAUAUCCCGAAGACCACCUCCGUCAUCCUACGCUUCGACCAAGAGCAGGCAUCCCGGGAUGCUGCGGAUUUUCUCCAAGGCCGCGCUGUAUCUGACGGCUUUGACCAGAUUUUCCAUCUGGAGGUGGAGCUGCGUGCCAGCCACACCCGUCACGUCAAGGUGCUUCCUACGGUCUAUGUGUCCGACAUCCCGAUCGAGUGGAAUGACCAGGACCUGUACCGCUUGCAUGAUGAGAAUGGCCUGGACUCCAGCACCAUCGCUGGCACGAAGUGGCAGGCAUCCAAGAGGAAUUUGACCAGGCUCUGCUUCGUACGAUAUCAUGCUGACAAGGAUGCCCACGCAGCCGUGCAGCAGUUGAACAUGAUCUCAGUGGAUUCGGCGUCGGAGAAGAGGAAGCGCCAGCUGGCAUUCAAGAUCGCGAACCCGGCUUCGUGGCACAAGCAGAAUUCAGAAAAAGCUGAACGCGAGAAGGUCUGGAACAGCGAGGACCGACAGGCUGACGGAGGCAGGGACAAUGCCACACGCGAGGCGCAUGGCCUUCCCGAGGGCUAUGCCCGGCAGAGGGGCUUCCAGUUGUCCCUGGGUCAAACAGCUGAAGCCUCUGGAGGAAGAGAAGAACCACGUCUUGCCAGGUGUCGUCAAGUUCUGGAACAACGACAGAGGCUGGGGAAUCCUCCAGACGCUGGUGUCGGUGGACGGGCGAGGUAG
Symbiodinium sp. CCMP2592 is the source of this 2634-nucleotide messenger RNA. Lineage: Eukaryota; Dinophyceae; Suessiales; Symbiodiniaceae. The record is from the annotation of a GenBank genome assembly.